AUGCGUAGGUCAAUCGGCGCAUUAAAUGCGCAAGCACGUCUUGCAGGCCAUCAUUGCCCAGACUUGCGCGAGCCGUCGUUUCGUCUCGUCAAACGAAGCAACGGCCUCUGGGCUUUUGACACGUCAUCGCGCCCCUUGAGCACGCUUGUUAGGCCGUUACGUCUCUCGAGAGAGCCACGCCCUUUCGUUUCGAAUUCUAGCGCCAAUAUAAAAGCAUGUCCUUCUUCAUCCCUUCCUUACGCUUUCAGAAAUUUCAGACACCCAACCUCUGUCAAACCUUUCUCUCAACUCUUCAACCCUUUCGAACUUCACAUUUCAGCACUCCAACUAUUUCCGCCCAGUUAUCCCCCAUUGUUAGUAACCGACGACUUCAGUCGCUUCUCCUGUAUAUCUUUGAAAACUCUUGACUCUUCGCCCCUUUUUCUGAGCACUUGGCUCCCUGAUGUUCUUCGUAUUGCUAGAGAAUACAAGUGUCUAAGUCCUUCUCCAGCUAUCUACUUAGUAGCAGCUAGGAAUCUUCUAACAGAAUUCAGAGAAGCUACUUGGGAACAUAUCCCAAGAGAAGAAAACUUUGCAGCCAACGAACUGGCUCAGGUAGCAACAGGCAUACAAAUGCCUGAAAACUAUGCACAGAGGAUCAUCAAGGUAGGAAAGAAAAGUCUACCAUCUGUUCUGACCAUAGGGAUGAAGAUAGAUGUCAAUUCUGCCAUGAUCACUGAAGAUGAUUGGAGAAAUCCUGUCAUAACUUACUUACGAUAUCCAACUCUGCCCUUUGAAAAGAGAGUCAGAAUCAUGGCUAUGAACUACCUUAUGUGGAAUGAAGAUUUGGUCCGAAAAAGUAAGGAUGAGGUACUAUUAAGGUGCCUAGGAAGAAAAGAAUACAUGAAAGUUAUGGGAGAGACUCAUGAAGGGAUAUGUGGAGCUCACCAAGGAGGAAGAAAGAUGUGCUGGUUAAUGAGGAGAUAUGGCUACUUCUGGCCAACCAUGAUGAAAGAUUGCAUUGACUAUUCAAAAGGGAUGGGCAAUGGAUCUCAUUGGCAAGAUCUAUCCAGCCAGCAGCACUUUUUUAUUAUUGUUGCUACAGACUACUUCACCAAAUGGGUGGAAGCCAAGCCUGUUAAGUCCACUACAUCUCAAGAGAUCAUCAUCUUCAUAAAAGAACAGAUUAUACAGAGGUUUGGCAUUCCAGAAUCAAUCACAACUGAUAGGAGAUCUUCUUUCAUAUUUAGAGAGAUGCUGGACAUGGCAGAGGCAUUCAAGUUCAGGAUGCUUCAAUCCACUCCUUAUUAUGCUCAAGCUAAUAGACAGGUAGAAUCAAGCAACAAAUUGAUCAUCAACAUUAUCAGAAAAAUGCUUGAGAAAAAUCAGAAGCAAUGGUAUGAGAAGUUGUCAGAAACUCUGUGGGCGUAUAGGACUUCAAAGAGAGAAGCAACGGGCAUGACUCCCUAUGCUCUGACUUAUUGCCAUGAUGCAAUUCUGCCUAUGGAGAUAGCUGUUCAGUCCUUCAAAAUUGCUCAUCAACACGAUCUGGUUAGAAAAAACUACUCUCAAGCCAUGCUGCUAGAACUGGAGGGAUUGGAUGCAAGCAGAAUUGAGACCCUCAAUAAACUCCUGGCAGGAAAGCAAGCUGGGGAGAUAGUUUGGAAAGCAGUUCUGCCUCUUGGAACACAUGUGGCUGGUUAUGGAAAGUGGUCACCUACAUGGGAAGACCCUUUCAUAAUUAAUCAGAUCCUUGGAAUGGGGGCAUACAGGUUGCAGGAUCGAGAUGGGGAAGUUCAUGCUGCCCCAAUCAAUGGCAAAUGGUUGAAGAAGUUUUUUCCAACUAUGUGGGAUUCACAAGCUGUACAGACAGAUCUCGGGAUAGAGAGAGAACAACACUGA
Molecule: messenger RNA, 1881 nt
Organism: Prunus armeniaca (apricot)
Lineage: Eukaryota; Viridiplantae; Streptophyta; Magnoliopsida; Rosales; Rosaceae
Source: the annotation of a GenBank genome assembly